CGUCACGUUUUCGUCUUGAGUGUGAGCGUUUCAUCGUUUCGCUUGAUUCGAUUCGCACUGGAGCGCGGGUCGUAGAAAGCGCGAGUCGAAAUCAAGAGCGACCCCGCGCAGUGGCAAGUCAGUGCAUGAAGAACGAGUAGUCGACGUGGAAGACGAGCGCAGCGUCUACGACGUAUCGAUAGAAGGAUCUGCCGGAAUCUGCGGAAGGAAGAUAGGCGCGGACUCUCUGAAAAGGGACGCGGUGCGAUCGUACCUUUUACAAGGACAAAGUCAAGAGUGUCUCGAUAAAGCAUGAUGCGUGCCGGCUCCCUCUUUCGCAAGAUCAAUGGCUCGUGCACGCUAUCAGCAGUGCAGCGUCGCGCGAGGUCGAUCGCGCCCGCGAUCGAACGUUGCAAGAUGAGGGAUGUGGACAGCGAGUCGCAGCAGCAUGUGCGGCCGUACGAGGAUAUUCCCGGGCCGAAAAAGUGGCCUCUGAUCGGCAACGUUUUCAGAUUUCUGCCGUAUAUAGGUGAAUACGCCAACGUGGAUCUCGUAACGCAGCUGCGGAUGUUCCGCGAGAAGUACGGCAAUGUUGUCAAACUGGAAGGCUUACCGGGCCGGCGGCGUACCGUUUUUCUGUUUGAGCCCGAGCAAAACCAGAUGAUGCAUCGGUUUGAAGGCACCUGGCCGAUGCGAAUAGCCAUGGAGAGCCUGCACCACUAUCGCAUGAGCAGGCCAGACUUCUAUGGUGAUCAAGUCGGUCUGGCAACGGGCCAAGGCAAAUCGUGGCAAGACUUCCGCACAAAGGUCAACCAGUACAUGAUGCAACCUCGAGCGGUCAGGGCGCACGUCACGCAAAUCCACGACGUGACCAUCGAUUUCAUGAAGCUGAUGCAAACGUUGCGGGAUCCCGACACCCUGGAGGUGCCCAACGACUUCUUCAACGAGCUGUGCAAGUGGAGCGUGGAGGCGAUAUGCGCGAUCGCGCUGGACUGCCGACUGGGUUGCUUAAAGCAUGAUCUGCCUGCGAACUCGGAGCCGCAAAUAAUGAUUAAUAACGUGCACGCCAUGUUCGACCUCAUGUACCGCUUAGAAGUUAAGCCGUCCCUGUGGAAGCUAUACAAUACGCGGAAUCUCAAGAAGUUCUUCCGCACGAUGGAUACGCUUAAUGGGGUAGUCAUCAAACACGUCGAUCGUGCUAAGACGAAGUUCAUGGAGCAACCGUCGAACGCGAGCGCGGGUGAACGCAGCAUACUGGAAAAACUGCUGCAUAUCGAUGAGAGAACAGCUCGCGUAAUGGCGGCCGAUAUGUUCACGGCCGGUAUCGAUACGACCGCCAACACGGCCGGUGCCUUGCUGUAUAACAUUGCGAAUAAUCCGGACAAGCAGGAGAUAAUGCGGGAAGAAGCCAAGUCCUUCUUGCCGGACAAAUCGUCCCCCGUCACGCCCGACAUCCUGGAACGCGCGAAAUACUCCAAGGUCUGCAUCAAGGAGUCUCUUCGUCUGUUCCCCAUCGCCAUCGGCUCGCUCAGGACCAUGCAGACGGAUGUUACACUGGCAGGGUAUCACAUACCGAAAGGGGUUGACGUCGUAGCCUGUCACUCGGUAACCGCGUUGGACGAGACGCACUUUCCGCAACCGCAAAGGUUCAUCCCCGAAAGGUGGUUGCGGGACAACACGGACUUCGUAUCAGCCAAGACCGCGCACCCCUUCUCGUACAUGCCUUUCGGAUUCGGCGCUCGCACCUGCAUCGGCCGAAGAUUCGCGGAGAUGGAGCUCGAGACGCUGCUCAUGACAGUCGUGCGAAAUUUCCGGCUUGAAUGGCACCACGAGCCGAUGAAGUACAAGAGCAAAUUUAUAAACACGCUGGGGACACCGCUGCGAUUGAAGAUCAUCGAUCUGUAGAGAGCGUCUCGGGUCCGGGUGUUUCGUACGACAUCUCGCGCUGUGUUUUGAGAGACACGUUGUCGGUUUACCACGUUUCCCGUGACGCUUUCUCGAAAAUUACGGAUACUGACGAAUGCUUCUACUACUGAUGACGACUGCGAGAUCGGCUACGAUCUGUCUGACCCGAAGGGAUUAAUCGGAGUGGCGAAGAUACCAUCGACUGAUCGCGAUUCUUACAAGUUUAAUCUACGUUCGAGGACAGAGAGAGAAAGAGAGAGAGAGAGAGAGAGAGAGAGCUAGUGCGAUAUUUUAUAAAAACUUUUUCGCGACGCGAGCUUAUGUUUAAACGAUAGAAAAAUCUACAAACGAGACAGACGCAAGUCGUCAUAUUAUAAACUGUAUACAUCGAACGUACAAAUAACAUACCUAUCACGUGCAAUCGAACCGCUUUUCAUAGAUAUUAAUGGCUACAAAUUUCGUACUAUUUAUUAAGCGUGGAAAAAUCGACGCGCGAUAUAUCCUAUACGUAUUUUCCGUCGUAUUUUAUGCCGGUCAGCAAUAUUGCCGAUAUUACGAGAAUUUUGAGACAGAUAUAUAUCCACCAACGCGCGUGUGUCGACGCGCAUAUAUUAAAUUAAAUAUUUAACGCUAGCGCGAUGUCACUGAUACAUUAGAUAAAACAGGUUGUUACAGGAGAAAAUGAAUAAUUCGCAACGUAAAGUGGCAACCGCGUACACAAGAGCUAUAAAUUGCCGUUGUUUAAGCAUACGCGACUCUCUCUCUCUCUCUCUCUCUCUCUCUCUCUCUCUCUCUCUCUCUCUCUCUCUCUCGAUCGAUCGAUCCAACGUCGUUACGACGCUAAUUCAGUCACAUGCCAUUUAGUUUAAUUAUACAGGACGCGACAUAAUAACGGCAUUCACAACAAAGUUUCGACAUUACCGCGCUGAUCUGUCGCGAGAGACACCGCCCAGAUGUCAACUAGAAACGAAAUUAGGCACGCAAUAGCGUCUUCGAUAUCGGAACGAUCCGCGAACGCGUGUAUGAGCGCGCAUAAAUUUAUGAAAAUCGUAUAUUUCCAGUGAUCGCGAUGUAAUCCGGGGGGAGAGGGGGGGAGGGACCGACGGUCGUUUUAUGUUACAGCACGGAUGACGCGCGCGAUGCGAUAAUGCAUAAUCGUCAAAACGAAUCUUAAUGCGACCUAGUUCCGCUUACGUGACCUCGAUGCCGACCUAUAGUGGAACCACCGCCGCACCGUGUGCACGUGUGAAGCUAUAUUUUUUUAACGCGUCCUAUGCUUUUCGAUCGCGGAAGCAUAUUGCCGGAGAACGGAGCGUAUUAGCGUGCGCGCGCGCGCGACGGAGAUGCAGACAUACGAGCGGGAAAACAACGCGCGGGAAAAAUAAUGAGCGGGCGAAGGAAAGAGGGAGGAGGAGGAAGGGCGGAACUGGUUGAAGCGAAACGCGGCAAAAUCAGCAACGGAAUAUCAGCCGCGAAAGAAAAAUGAAUAAAAUUCGCGCAUUAAUUGCGCCAAUAGCUCUCGCAAGAGAAUUAAUUUCUUCUCUUUUCGUCCCUCUCUCGUUUUCCUCCUCUUCACCGAACACGUUAUACGCGUUCCCUUUAAACGUAUCUUAAUCAACGCGCGAGCAAUUGAGCAAGGACACAUCAUACAUCAUGCGAAUAUCGCGCCGACUGAGCGAUAAAACGACAAACUUGCCGAGCGUGUUUGGAGUAAGUACGAGAGAAAAUAAAGUGCAAAG
Molecule: messenger RNA, 3623 nt
Organism: Harpegnathos saltator (Jerdon's jumping ant)
Lineage: Eukaryota; Metazoa; Arthropoda; Insecta; Hymenoptera; Formicidae
Product: probable cytochrome P450 12a5, mitochondrial
Exons: 10
Coding region: 292-1884 (530 amino acids)
Molecular function (GO): monooxygenase activity; iron ion binding; heme binding
Source: RefSeq, a predicted model, not a curated record